UGUUGCGUCAUCAUAGCGCGACCGCAGCAUCAGAAUGCUGACAUGGCCGCGUCCAUCGAGCUGAGACUCACUUUUUGGUUAUGUCUUGUUUUUAUUUUGGGGGUUUCUUCGGUCUCCGCGCUCAUUGAGGGACUGUAUUGCGGGACUCAAAGUUGUUAUGACGUGCUGGGAGUUUCGCGUGAUGCCAGCAAAGCAGAGAUCGGACGUGCCUAUCGGCAGCUGGCCCGAAAAUAUCACCCGGACAGAUAUCAGCCCGGAGAGAGCGAAGACUCCCGCGAAACCGCGCAACAAAAGUUUCUGCUCGUCGCUACUGCUUACGAGACACUCAAGGAUGAAGAUUUACGUAAGGACUACGACUACAUGCUGGACCACCCAGAUGAAUACUACAGCCACUACUACACCUACUACAGGAGAAGACUUGCUCCCAAAGUAGACGUUAGGAUAGUGAUUCUCGUAACUAUUUGUGCAAUCUCACUGUUCCAGUAUUACAGCUGGUGGAGUAGCUACACAGAAGCCAUCAACUACCUGAUGACCGUUCCCAAAUACCGCAUCCAAGCUACUGAACUGGCCAAGCAGCAAGGUCUGCUAAAUAGAACCAAAGAGAAGGGCAAGAACCGGCGCUCCAAAGAGGAGAUCCGCGAAGAGGAGGAGCAGAUUAUCAGAGACAUCAUCAAGAACAAGAUAGACAUCAAAGGCGGCUAUCAGAAGCCCAAUAUAUCUGAUAUUCUGCUUUGUAAAAUCAUUCUGUUUCCGUACCAUCUGUGCACCUACGUGGCGUGGAACUGCUCGUGGUUUUACCGUUUCACCAUUCGCGGGGAGGAGUAUGGGGACGAGGAGAGACUUUACAUUAUCCGCAAGCACAUGAAGAUGUCACAGGCUCAGUUUGAUAGUCUGGACAGCAGCCUGAAAGAGACUUUCCUGAAGCAGCAGCUCUGGAUCAAAGAGAAUUAUGAGGCCUACAAAGAGGAGCAGGAGGAGGAGAUGAAGAUGAAGAUGGCCACAGACUCACGAUGGAAACGUUACAGGCGCUGGAUGAAGAGUGAGGGGCCGGGACGCAUCACUUUUGCUGACGAUUGACCUCACUUGCUCAGAGCUCCGACCCAGAUGCACGUCCAGCCUGAACAGCCUGAGCUUGUGUGUGUAAUUACACACGGCUCUGUGCGCCCUUGUUUACAAUAGACUGACAAUGUGCACGUCAUUUUCAAGGCUGCCUUUUCUCAUGUAAGACUUUAAAGGCUUUUUAAUUGUACCUUUGGAGGAUUAUUUGAUUUUUCAGUCAUUUCAUAGGAGGAAAGGACUGUGUUGGAGUCAUAAAGAAAAAUAACUGUGUAAUAACAUUGUGUGUUUUACCAGGAGGGAUAUGAUCACAGGCUUUAGAAACCCAGUGUUAUAGUUUGAAAAAUGCCUCAUUUCAAACACUGAAAGUCUUUGUCUCGCUUUUCUUUCUACAUGUCUGCUAUAAAUGUUACAUCAUCUGAUGCUGUGCUUGUUCCCUGAAGGCAUAUUUUUCCUCUUUCUCUCUUCCCUUUUUUAUUUAAUUUGGUAAGUCGCAUCAAAUUUUUCAGUUACAGGCUUUGUGGUACUUCAAAACAAUUUUAGCGUUUAUGGUUAUUCCUGUUCGUGAGCAUCCUGGUUGUCAUGCAAUAGAUUAAUAUUUCAUCAGUAAUUUAUUAUAUUAUUAUGUGUGCAUAACCAAAGGUGCACAUAGAAAAGUCUAUUCCCCAAAGACUUUUCAUUAGAUCCAAGGUAUUUUGUGUUUGACUAUGUGCCUUCUAUGAAUGCUUGUAAUUUCUUCUUUUCAGUGGAAUUUCGAAAUUAUUUUUUUCCUCGCCUGUAAGGAUUCAUUUUCCUGAAGUCUGUUUAGAAGAGACAAUGCUAUUAAAAGAACAUCACAGAAAGUAGCACAAAAGGAGAUUUUUAUUUUUGUUAAUUAUGUCCUGCUCAUUCUUUUUCCCAUGGAAUGUGAUUAUAUCAUGUCAUCUGUAACGAAAGCAAGGCUGAGGUGAGAACAGAGAGAUCACAAAUUGAUUGUUUGCAUACAAUCUCAUUUUAUCAUCCCCAGAUUCUUGACUCUAAUUGUCUUGGUUAAGUAUGUAAUCCUGGAAAUAGCUAACAUUAUCCAGCUGAGGAGUGUGAUGUGACGCGUCAGCAUUUCUGGGUCCAAACACUCUAUCAGAUCCCAAAAGCAAACAAUAAAUGGUGUUUGUAUAUAUGAAUAGUGUACUGUACUACAUGAUCCGUACACAUUUAUCUCUAUGCCAAAAUCUUAGUUUCUCAAGGCAGUGCAGACGUUUUCCAUUUCACAAAAGGUAUUUUUUAGUGGAAAAAGCUUCUUUAGAUUAUUAAAAUGUUCUUCACACUAAGAAAUAAUAGUUAUUUCAAACACUGUUCUCUAAACAUUCAUUAAACAAUUAGCUUCACACUUCUGCUUUUAAUUCUUCCAUUGGCCCCAUUUAAUUCUAGUUCAAUGCCACAGUUUUGUCGCAAGUUAAAUUCAGUGCCAUAAUGCCACUUUGUUUUUUUCUUCAUUUUUUCUUUUUUAUUUAGCUUAGCUUGUACGCUACAGAUCGCAUUUUAAGAAUGAUAAUUAAUCUGCUGAAAACAAAACAAAAACAUUAUUUUUGAAUAAUUCAAUUCAAUUCAAUUAACAUGGUUUGUAUGUUGCUGUGAAUAAAAACAUUGUGCAGAAUUAAAGCUAGAAAACUCAGAAAGUCUGCUUAGACUCCUGUGGCUUGAGUUUUA
Molecule: messenger RNA, 2742 nt
Organism: Labeo rohita (rohu)
Lineage: Eukaryota; Metazoa; Chordata; Actinopteri; Cypriniformes; Cyprinidae
Gene: dnajc25
Product: DnaJ (Hsp40) homolog, subfamily C, member 25
Exons: 4
Coding region: 43-1077 (344 amino acids)
Biological process (GO): protein folding
Cellular component (GO): endoplasmic reticulum membrane
Source: RefSeq, a predicted model, not a curated record